Molecule: messenger RNA, 1386 nt
Organism: Vicia faba (fava bean)
Lineage: Eukaryota; Viridiplantae; Streptophyta; Magnoliopsida; Fabales; Fabaceae
Source: the annotation of a GenBank genome assembly
AUGGAAGAUUUUAUCAUCUCACCUUCAUCAUCUUCUUCUAUGAUACAAAACUCUUUACCACAAACAUCUUCCCUUCAACAAAAGCUUCAACUUUUGCUCCAAUCUCAAUCCGACAAUUGGGUCUAUGCCAUUUUGUGGCAAACAACAAACGAUGAAAAAGGUAACCCUUUCUUAUCUUGGGGUGAAGGCCAUUUCCAAGGAACCAAAGAAACAACAACUUCAAACAAACCAUACGACACAGACACAAAUACAGACAAGAACACGUCUACAAACGGCGAUGCGGAAUGGUUCUACGUCAUGUCGUUGACUCGAAGAUUUUCCGUCGGUAAUUCUUCUUCCAUUUCUUUACCUGGUAAAGCUUUUGCCUUAGAUUCUGUUCUUUGGUUGAAUAGCAAACAAGAGCUUCAAUUUUAUAACUGUGAGAGAUCCAAUGAAGCACACCUGCACGGAAUCGAAACCUUAAUUUGUAUUCCAACAACUAACGGCGUUGUCGAAAUGGGUUCGUACGAAAACAUCCUACAAAACUGGAACCUCGUAAACCAAGCUAAAUCCAUAUUCCAAACAUCCUCGUCAGAAUCAAACUCAAUCUCAAAACCAGAUCUUCUUCCCACUAACCCACUUGACAAAAUCCAAACCUUCGACCAAAACAUCUCAUUCUCCGACAUCGGUUUCAUCUCCGGCACCGGCGAAGAAACCCAAGAGACACAAAAAACAGUGAACAAAAAACCACAAAAAAAACACAACAUUGUUUCAUCAUGUCACAUAGAUUCUGAACAUUCUGAUUCAGAAUAUUGUCCAGAAUUAGCAACACCACCAACAAUAACACCGAAGAAGAGAGGAAGAAAACCAUUAACCGGAAUACCAACUCCGAUAAACCAUGUAGAAGCCGAGAGACAAAGGAGAGAGAAACUAAACCAUAGAUUCUACGCAUUAAGAGCUGUGGUUCCAAACGUUUCAAAGAUGGAUAAAGCUUCACUGUUAUCAGACGCAGUAGAUUACAUCAACGAGUUAAAAGCAAAAGUCGAAGAAUUCGAAUCCGAAAAUCAAAAGGAACCAAAGAAACCGAAGACGGAAGCAAUUGAAAGUACAGUAACAGCAACUUCAACUGUGGUGGACCAAAAAAGAACUUGUGUUAUUGGUUUGGAGAUUGAAGUGAAGAUUAUAGGCAGUGAUGCUAUGGUGAGAGUUCAAUCUGAGAAUGUUAAUCACCCUGGAGCAAGAUUAAUGAGUGUGUUUAAGGAUUUGGAGUUUCAGGUUCAUCAUGCGACUAUAUCAUGUUUCAAUGAAAUUAUGGUUCAGGAUGUUGUGGUUGUUCAAGUUCCCGAUGAGAUGAGGAAUGAAGAGAGUCUUAGAUCUGCAAUUAGAAUGAGAUUGGAACAUGAAUGA